This is a messenger RNA of Acipenser ruthenus (sterlet), 2280 nucleotides long. Its product is annotated as serpin B6-like. The transcript has 7 exons. Gene Ontology annotation, biological process: negative regulation of endopeptidase activity. The record is from RefSeq and is a predicted model, not a curated record. Lineage: Eukaryota; Metazoa; Chordata; Actinopteri; Acipenseriformes; Acipenseridae. Gene Ontology annotation, molecular function: serine-type endopeptidase inhibitor activity. Bases 155 to 1297 code for a protein of 380 amino acids.
UGUCUCUUUAAAAACUCAGUUCACGGAAGUACAGUCAGUGGAAGGCGUGGCUGGUUUAGAAAUAUUCUGUCCGUACCGAUUUGAAAAACAAUUGCAAGCUGUGCUUUCUGCUGUACAUUUCAACCACUAUUAAACCAAACUACAGCUGCUGAUCAUGGAGAGUUUGGCCAGUGCAAACACCAGCUUCGCCCUGGACCUCUUUAAGAAGCUCAGUAAUGACAGAAAAGCAGAGAACAUCUUCUACUCCCCCCUGAGCAUCUCCUCCGCUCUGGCCAUGGUGUAUCUGGGGGCUCGGGGGAACACAGCCUCUGAGAUGGCACAGUCCAUCUGCUUUAACAAAUCUAAGGAUGAUGUGCACUCUGGAUUCAGCACGCUGAUCUCUGACAUCAACAAACAGGGCGCUCCCUAUAAAUUGUGUUUGGCUAAUCGUCUGUAUGGAGAGAAAUCAUUUGACUUUGUCAAGGAAUUCAUUCAGGACACCAAGAAGUUCUACCAGGCUGAGCUGGAAGCUGUUGAUUUUGUAACUGCAUCAGAAGCAGCCAGACAGAACAUCAAUUCCUGGGUGCAGAGCCAGACACAGGACAAAAUCCAGAACUUGUUGGCUGAAGGGACUGUUGAUACUCUGACCAGACUUGUCCUGGUGAAUGCCAUCUAUUUCAAAGGAAACUGGGCGAAGAAGUUCAGCGAGAGUGAAACAAGAGAAAGGGCUUUCCGACUGAGCAAGAAUGGAACAAAGCCUGUGCAGAUGAUGCAACAGAAAGCCAAGUUUAACCUCACAUUCAUUCCUGAAGUGAACAGUCAGAUUAUAGAGCUCCCAUAUGUUGGCAAUGAGCUGAGCAUGCUCAUCAUCUUACCUAUGGGCAUUGAAGACGAUUCCACUGGACUGGAGAAGCUUGAAAGGGAGCUCACCUUUGAAAAUCUCAUGGAGUGGACUAAGCCAGAAAUGAUGGGCAACACUGAGGUGACCGUGACCCUGCCAAAAUUCAAGCUGGAGGAGACCUAUGAUCUCAAGUCAGUUCUGACCAGCUUGGGCAUGGUAGAUGCCUUUGAUGUCAACAAGUGUGAUUUCUCUGGCAUGUCGUCCGAUAAUGAGCUGGUGCUGUCGAAGGUGGUGCACAAGUCCUUUGUGGAGGUGAAUGAGGAGGGCACAGAGGCAGCAGCCGCCACCGCAGCCAUCAUGAUGCUGCGCUGUGCGAGGAUCCCUGUACACUUCAAUGCUGACCACCCAUUCCUGUUCUUCAUUAGGCACAACAAAACCUGCAACAUCCUCUUCUAUGGCAGGUUCAGCUCUCCUUAAGUCUGCACUUCUGUAGAGUUGGUCAGCCUUGUAUACAAGUGCUCUGAUUUUUGCCUUCCACCCUUAUAUCUUAUCACACAAUACAGUGCUCCCUCGCGAUAAGGCUCUUAAUUAUAAUGCUUGGAUAUAACGCUCCUAAAUCAUGUCCCCCAAUUCUUAUACUAGUGAUUCAUGCAAUAUUUCUACAGUACUGGUGUUGUUCAAACUGUAAACAACUUCUCAGUCUAACUUCCGUUUAUGUCUCUCCCUUUUGAUACAGUAUCUGAACUGAAGAAAAGCUAUUCUGGCACUGUAUAACACAUACAUCCUAUUCAGCAACUAAAUAAAUAUUAGGCCUAUUACGGGGUUAUCUUUCCUAAUGUAUUUACUUUUUUGCUGCGAAAGGAGCUGCAGCUUUCUCUGGGAGACGAGAUGCUUCGCUUCAGCUCCGCUCCGGCAGCCGAACCUGGGGCGAGCCCAUUCCCUUCUUCCCCUCGCCCAACCCGCUCUCCUUCUCGCACUUGGUUUGCUUGUCGCUUCAAACAGAACUCCCGACUGCUGUUUAGCCAGGCUAUUUAUAGUUUUAAAACUGCUAAUUAAAGUGAUACCUUUUUUGUUUUGUUUUUUUUUUGUAUAAAAUAUAUGGCUUGAUUACAUGGUGCUUUAUGCAUGGUUAAUUCACUGAGUUGCAUUUUUGCUUCACUAUAUGUGCAUUAUAGAGAGGGAGUUAUUUUAUUUUGUAUUUUAGUCAGAUGUGUGUUGUGAUGUGUCCUGCUGCGCCCCCCACCCUCUUAUUGUGUGUCCCCUGAGACCCCCGUUAUAGAGAGGGAGUACUGUAUAUAAAACCCAUAAUGAAGUGUUCUUUAUAAGGAAAAGGGUAUUGAAAACGUGGAUGAUGGAGCGAUAUAUUACUGGACUGCAUAACUCUGUUUUAUAACCACAGUAUGUAAUCUUCACUAGUUCUGCUCAGAGUUGUAAUAAAGAAGCAAGGCUUUAAACAUGCA